UCUCACUUUCCAUCACAAGAUCCAUACAGGGGAGAAGCCAUGAAUGCAUGGAGUGUGGGAAAGCCUUUGCUUACAGGAGUAAGCUUGUGAACCAUAAAAGGACCCAUACAGGCGAGAGACCAUAUAAAUGCAUGGAGUGUGGAGAGAGUUUUGCUGCGAAGAAUUAUCUCACUUUCCAUCACAAGAUCCAUACAGGGAAGAAGCCAUAUGAAUGCAUGGAGUGUGGAGAGAGUUUUGCUGCGAAGAAUUAUCUCACUUUCCAUCACAAGAUCCAUACAGGGGAGAAGCCAUAUGAAUGCAUGGAGUGUGGGAAGGCCUUUAUUCAAAAGAGUAAACUUACUACCCAUAAAAGGAUCCACACAGGGGAGAAGCCAUACAAAUGCGCAGAGUGUGGAAAGACCUUUGCUCAGAGCUACAAUCUUACUUCCCAUAAAAGGAUCCACACCGGGGAGAAGCCAUAUAAAUGUGCAGAGUGUGGAAAGGACUUUGCUCAUAGCAGUAGUCUUAUUUCCCAUAAAAAGAUCCACACAGGUGAAAAGCCAUAUAGUUGCAAAGAAUGUGGAAAGUGUCUGAAAACAAAACGUUCCCUUAUACACCAUGAAAUGACCCACACAAGCCAGAAGGCAUUUAUAUGUGUGCAAUGUGGAAAGGGCUUUCGGAGGAAUUGUGAUCUUACCAUCCAUAACAGGGUCCACACAGGGGAGAAGCCAUAUAAAUGCACGGAGUGUGGAAAGACCUUUGCUCAGACCAGUGGGCUUAUUUCCCAUAAAAGAAUCCACACCGGGGAGAAGCCAUAUGAAUGUUUGGAGUGUGGAAAGAGAUUCAGUCGGAGUGAUCGUCUUACUUAUCAUAAAAGGAUUCACACAGGAGAUGCCAUAUAAUUUUGUGGAAUAUGGAAAGGGUUUCUACAAAAAUUGAUCACUGAUGUUACAUAAAAGUAUCCACACAGUAAAAAAGCCUUAGAUAAGCAUGGAGUUUGGAAAGACCUUUACUCAGACCAGUCAUCUUACUUCCCAUACAAGGAUCCACAUGGGAGAAGGUAUAAAAAUGUAUGGAGUGUGGAAAGGGCUCCAGUCAUAAUAGUUCCCUUACAUAUCAUAAAGGAUCUAUACAAAACAGAAAUUAUAUGAGUAACUUGGAAAGAGCUUCAGGAAAAGUAAUGACCUAAUUUUUCAAUAAAUAUAUUUGUGUGAGAAUC
Molecule: messenger RNA, 1198 nt
Organism: Thamnophis sirtalis
Lineage: Eukaryota; Metazoa; Chordata; Lepidosauria; Squamata; Natricidae
Source: RefSeq, a predicted model, not a curated record